AUGUGGACCAGACCGUAUUCAUGGCAGCUGUUCUUGUGCUGGUGCCACUCUUCUUUCAUUUGGACUACAAUAGAGGGACAGACGCGGUACAGCAUUCCCGAGGAACUUAAACAAGGAUCUGUAGUUGGAAACCUUGCCAGAGAUUUGGGUUUGAUUGUGUCUGAUUUGGACAAACGAAAACUUAGGAUAACCUCACAAGAUGGUAAGCAAUAUUUUGGCUUGAACCCGAGGAAAGGAGAAUUGAUAGUGACGGACAGGAUUGACAGAGAAGAACUAUGUGGACAGAGACUAUCGUGUGUGCUGCCUCUGGAGCUGGUUAUUGAUGCUCCACUACAAUUAUAUAGAGUCGAGAUAGAGAUACAGGACACAAACGACAACUCCCCAAGUUUCGUCACAAAAGAGAAAGCUUUAAAAAUAGCAGAGUUAGUAAAUCCUGGCGCAAAAUUCCCUUUAGAAAGCGCACAGGACCCUGACGUCGGCUCUAACUCAGUGUAUUCUUAUCUUAUCAGUAAAAAUGAUCAUUUCAAAAUUACUGUUAAAACGCACAAGGACGGUCGUAAAAUCCCUGAACUGGUUUUAGAAAAAGCGCUCGAUAGAGAAAAGCAACCAACUCAUAACCUUAUUCUCACUGCUGUAGAUGGCGGAGACCCAGUGCGCUCGGGUACUGCUCAGAUUACUGUUAUUGUGCUUGAUAUUAACGACAACGCGCCUCAGUUUGAAAGGAAUGUCUAUGAGGCAAACGUCAGCGAGAAAGCAACGCCGGGAAAGGAAAUUGUAAGCGUUAAAGCCACAGACAUAGACGAGGGUUUAAACGGAGAGAUUGAGUACUUUUUCGCAGAUCAAACAGCGAAAACGACCCUGACUUUAUUUGAUAUUAAUUCCAACACAGGUGCUAUUGUAGUAAAAGGGAUAUUGGACCACGAAUCACAGGCGAUACACAGAUUUGAUGUAACUGCGAAAGACAAAGGUAAUCCUGAGAUGGAUGGCCACUGUAGUGUUGAGAUUAAAAUAGUAGAUGUUAACGACAAUGCCCCUGAGAUCGUAGUGAAGUCACUGACCUCGCCUGUCCCAGAAGAUUCACCAGUGGGGACAGUUAUUGCGUUGAUAAGUGCGCGGGAUCUAGACUCAGGUGACAACGGAAAAGUAACGCUGACACUGUCUUCUGGGUCUCCCUUUAAACUAAAUCCAUCGCUCUCUAACCAUUACUCGUUAGUGACAAGCGCCACUCUAGAUCGAGAAAAAAGUGGACUUUACAGGGUCAAGCUGAGAGCGGCUGAUAGUGGAAGACCAGCUUUAUCAACGGAGAAAAUAUUAGAAGUGGUUUUAUCCGAUGUAAAUGAUAAUCCACCUGUCUUCUCCCAGCAAAUAUAUGUUGUUUAUGUCCAGGAGAACAGUCCUCCGGGGAGAAUACUGUACUCAGUGUCAGCCUUAGAUGCAGAUGUAGGAGAAAACGCCAAAGUGUCUUACUCUAUUCUGGAGUCUAAAGUGCAGGACGUGUCAGUGUCGUCUUAUGUCUACAUUAACUCAGAGAACGGCAGCAUCUACAGCAUGCACUCGUUUGACUAUGAGAAGCUCAAGGUGUUUCAGAUCGUGGUCCAGGCCAAGGACCAGGGCUCUCCGAGUCUCAGCAGCAACACCACGGUCCAUGUUUUUAUCCUGGACCAGAACGACAACGCCCCCGCUGUUAUUUACCCCUCCUCCGCUGGCCUGGGCUCCCUCUCUCUCCAGAGGAUGCCCCGCUCCGCUAAAGCGGGUCACCUGGUUACCAAGGUGACGGCCGUGGACGCGGACUCGGGCCAUAACGCGUGGAUCUCGUACAAAGUGGCGGAGGCCACGGACGCGUCUCUGUUCGGUGUGAACCAGUACACAGGGGAGGUGAGGACUAAACGCGGUGUGGCCGAGCAGGACGACUCCUCUCAGAGGCUGCUCAUAGAGAUCAGGGACGACGGUGAACCGGUGCAGUCCGCCACCGUCACGGUGUCCAUCCUGAUGGAGGACGGUCUGCACGAGCCCAUCCUGGACAUCAGGCACAAAGCAGCGGAGUCCGGAGGGAAAACUGGCCGCCUCGCGCUCUAUCUGAUCCUGUCUCUGGCCUCGGUGUCCGUGCUGUCUCUGGUGACUUUUCUCAUCUUAGCGGUGAAAUGUGUGAGGAACAGCAGGGGCAGCGCGAGCUGCUGCGUCAGACGCAGCGACUGUGACGAUUACAAGAACCCCAACAGAAACCUGCAGAUCCAGCUCAACACUGACGGACCCAUAAAGUAUGUGGAGGUCCUGGGAGGAGACAUGAUGUCUCAGAGUCAGUCGUUCAGGUCGUGUAUGUCUCCAAUGUCAGAGUACAGUGACUUCACUUUGAUUAAGCCCAGCAGCACCUCAGACUUUAAGGAGGUCAUCAGUGUCCUGGAUGCGUCUCUCCCAGACAGCACGUGGACAUUUGAGAGCCAACAGGUGAGCACAUGA
Messenger RNA from Periophthalmus magnuspinnatus, 2457 nucleotides. RefSeq names its product protocadherin gamma-C5-like. Gene Ontology annotation, cellular component: plasma membrane. NCBI's taxonomy places the organism in Eukaryota, Metazoa, Chordata, Actinopteri, Gobiiformes, Gobiidae. The transcript has a single exon. The coding region runs from base 1 to 2457 and encodes 818 amino acids. Gene Ontology annotation, biological process: homophilic cell-cell adhesion. Gene Ontology annotation, molecular function: calcium ion binding. The record is from RefSeq and is a predicted model, not a curated record.